CUACACAUGUAGCUAUGUACAUAUGACAAUAAAAGCCUUGAAUUGUAUUGUCUAUUAUAUUCUUUGCAAGCACUUGCAAAGAAUGAAGUCGCAGUCCGGAUUUGGCCCCCGGGCCUUGAGUUUGACACCCCUGAUUCUAGAGAAUUUUAACGGCUCUUAUCAUGGCUACCACUGAGGUACUUCCGGGUCAUUUCACUCCGUUAGGAAGGUUCCUAAAGUCAAACUGACAAUUCGACUGCAGCCUGGCCCUCAUCUAAUGUGACUACUGUAGAACCGUAAGUAGCCAAACUCUGCUUGUUUAGGUUUGUUUUGGUGAAAUACUUUUUCAAAAACAUAGAUUUGUGUCAGUGUGACUGUAAAAGGUGAAGUUUGACGUCUUCUUGUCCUUGUUUAUCGCGUUCCCUGAAAUCAUGGUGCAUUUAGGGUGCUUUGGAAAGCUCUGAAUUUCAAGCAACAUUAUUAUAUUUAUCGUUAUUGUAAACUCACAAGACAUCGCAAACUCACAAUAGCCUACUACGUUUUUGUUUUUACGAAGGUAACAUUUGUAGUCUACGUCUUAACAAUAAUUUGUAAUUCGACAUCGUUUUGACAACUUUGGCUACAGUGGGUUUCAAACUCUCAGCCCAUGUUUUUUAGUUAGCAACUAACUAGGCCUAAUUGAGGUGUGUUGAACUUGUUUUAUUCCCAGCAUAUGUACAAUUAGCUUAACUUGAGAAUAGAGUGGGUUAUUUUGCAAAAUCAACUGGAAAAGUAAAGAAGGAGAAUACUUAAAUAGCUUUUGUUGGUCGCAGAAUCAUUACAAGAGUUUUCUUUCCCCCUGUUAGAUAGUUUCUAACCCACAUAUUAAUUCCUCUUGUUCUGAUUUGAGAGGGAGUUUGUAUAGCAGCUGAUGGUUUAAAAUGUUUUUAAUUUGCACCAUUGUUACAUUGUAAUUCAGGAUAACACACAAUUAUUAGCCAUCACAACACCUUAUCAUGAUGUGCUCCCUCCUUUCCAUUAGGGAUGCCAGCGAUUAUUCGAUUUUUCGAAUAUUCGUUACAGUCUCCAUAAUCGAAAAUUAUUUUUUUGAAUUCGAUUUUAUUUAUAGAUUUUUGUGUUAUUACUUAUGUUUUUCUUUUUUUCCCUGGCUUAGUUUCAACCAAAAUAUAGACUAAUGCUGGCGACGAAUAAUCGAUUAAUAUUCGCCAGGGCUGUCCGAUUUUCGAAUUUGAUCAUGGUCAGUUUCUGGCAUCCCUACUUUCCAUAUUGGAAAAAGUCAAGUUGCAAUUGUGAGGACCACUAUGACACCAACUGAAAAAGAAAAGUAAAUCUACUUACCUUUUUGUUAAUAGACACAUACACUUUUUUGUUUUGAAUUUUGACCUUAAAAAGAGGAACAAAAAUACAUGUUUAUUUACAUUAAAAUGACAGCAGUCCCCUAAUAGAUGCUAUAUGUCUGUGUGGUUUGUACCUUGUGGCACGGUAAACAGUCCAUGCCAGGGUAUUCCUCCAGGUCCCCUGUAUGGAUGUUAAAACAGGCUCCAUGCCACGGGCAGCGCACUGUGUUGCCUGAAAUAAAUCCUGACCGCACAAUGACAGUGUUAGGAAAGAAAGCAAUUAUUUAAGAAGAAUAAAUAUACAACAUGUGUGAAAAGGCUGUAUUUUAAAAUGUACACUAGGGCUUUACAUAUAACUGUUGUGUCUGUCUAAAUGGCAACAUACAGCUUCCACAGAUGAAAGCAUCCCAUCCUCAAAGAGUCAUGUGUGAAUCAAGGGACAAUAGUGAAAUACUAAAUCUAUGUGGAUGUGCCUCUUUACCUUUGCUGAGUGGAGCUCCAUAGUGUGUACACUGGUGACCAAUGGCGCUGUAUCUGCCUUCAUUGCGUGUCAACAGCACACUGUGGUUUCCCACUUCCACCUCCAUCAUCCUGAGGUAACACACACACACACACACACACACACACACACACACUUAGGGGACCUUUUCCUGCUGAAACGUCUUUCUAAUGAAUUUUAAUGCAGGAAUGCUUUUACACUGUGGUAUUUGCACUCAUGCUUAAGUUAAAGGUGUGAUACAUUUUAUUUCCUCUGAAAGACAUAUAUAUAUAUAUAUAUAUAUAUAUAUAUAUAUUAUAAAAAACGGUUUUCUCCUCCUUACUGUCCAUCCUUCAGGUCCGACUCUAGACACACCACCUCCGUCAGCUCCUCUGAUGAGUCCUCUGGAUCAGAGUCCGGAAGCUCUUCACGGGCUGCUAACACACACAUGCAUGAAUAGACACACACAUGCACACACAUUUCAAAUAAGUUAUAACCGACUACAGUUUUAAAUGUAGUUUUCCCUUGAUAAAGAUCAUUACUUUCAUUUCAGACACCCAGUGAUUAGACUGCUGUUAAAUUAAGUGAAAGAUGGAUAAAAACACCUGACUGUUAUUGAAAUAAAUAGAUAUUGAGACAGUUUACUCACAUGUUUUGUUCCCAGACAUAUCUCUGAUUCAGCGUUAACCCCACGAAGAAACACAAACCUCCAGAGAAAUUCACAGUGACGCGGAUGCUCUGUUCAGAGAUGGUUUUUGUUUUGCAACAGUCCAAUUCAUUUCCUGCACAUCAGCUCAAUGAUGGGAUAGUAGAAGUCAGUUUCCACGGCAACCGGUCCAUCCCCAACCCUCAUCCCUUGAUCCUGGGAAACAAAGUGUAAAAAGUGGACGUUUCUAGGGGGUUUGAAAGCCUAAGACGAGAAAAAAUCAAGCAAAAAGUAACUUUUGGGACUCCGGUGAAUGAACAGUUGGUGUGAUGUCAGUGGUCAUGUUCAGCCCUGUUGUUGUUGUUGCAGAGAAAGGCAUCGCUGGUGCUUUGUGUUUCACAGCGGAAGCAAACAGAAAGGCUGACGAGGCAGCCGACACUGAAUGGACCGGCAACAAAGCAUAACUUACAAAACUAGAGGUAGCCGACUGUCAUUCACACAUCGUUUCAAGUUUCAAGAUUCAUCACUGCAAAGCUCAAGAUUUUAAAAUGAUUUACUUUUGUGCGUUACUGUGAAAUGGUGGAAAAAAAUAUAAUUUCUAACUUUAGUACCAGAAUUGAAAUAUUCAUUACAUGUUCUAAAGUUAAAAGUAAUGCAUUUAAAAGUAAUAUCGUCAAAGUAUAAAGUACCAAAAGUAAUAGCACACAUUUUGCCCAUCGACCCAUUUUGGAAAAAUGCACCAUUUAUUAUUAUUCAAUAACAAUAAUAAUAAUAAUAUAUACAAGUAAUAGAAUACAAAGUACAAUAUUUGCCUGUGACGAAUAAAUUAACCGGUAAUACUCAAAAAUAAAAAUAAAAUCCCAAAAUAAGAAGAAGGCGAACAGUACUUAAGUUACGCUUUAUGUCACAGGUCCCUUAGUUCAUUUUCUCAUUGCAUUAAUGAGUAAGUUAUGUAUAGCUUUUACAGUUAUUGCAGUGUCUUUGUUUAAUGGUUUGAUAUGAUAAUUGAUGGUCUAUUAGAUAACUGUUAAAUUAGAUGGCAUGGUUGCCUGGGGUUGCAGAAAUGGCCUUUUACGCAUGGAGACCUGUUUCUUAUUUUAGUCGUUUUGAGGCAUCUAUGUAUGUUUGUUUUAGAUUAGUGGAGCAAAUAAAUAGUUGGUAGGUUUUGUAUGUGUUGGGACAGGGAGCGAAUUGUGCCUUGAUGUCAUGUCGUUGUGUGACCGCGACCUGUGAUCAGAUUGUCACUUCAAGUGAGGGCAGUGUGUUAAAGGGCAGUGUGUGUUUGUGUGUGUUUGUGUGAAAGACUUCAGCAGCGUGUUUCUCUCCCUCUCCAAAGUGUGUUGCAGCUGAAAUAUGUCCUGAACACAUGAGGACCUGGGAUUUAAAGUGAACUAUAGACUCCAGGUUCUCGAUUAUGGAUUUAAAGUCAACACUUCUGGUAGUCGCAGGAUCUGUUUGUUCUUUCAAACUGCUGAACACGAUCCUAAGAUUCCUGCCAACACCGGAGCAGGCGCUGAACAAGUCGUGGAGGUGGAGGAACAUCAGCACCUCUCUAGCUCACAGCUCGCUGAGUGGAGCAUGGGCUGUUUUAUGCUUCUACCUUCAACCUCAGUUGUUGGAGGACCUAAUCUCCCGUCACUCCUUGCUCUCUCACAGUCUUGUAGCUGUGUCUACAGGUUAUUUUAUCCAUGACCUCUUGGACGUGGCCUUGAAUCGGCCAUGUAAACAGUCCUGGGAGGUGCUCCUCCACCACUCAGCGGUGCUGUCCUGUUUCGGUUUGGCCCUGACGUCCCGCCUCUACGUGGGUUACUGUGUGGUGUCGUUGCUGAUUGAGAUCAACUCGGUCUUCCUUCACAUCCGACAGCUCCUCCUCCUGUCAGGACGGAGGAACAGGACGGACACCACCACCCCUCGCCCGUCUGUGACCUACAGCGUGACCAGCUGGCUCACCCUGGCAACGAUGUUUGUGUUUCGUGUCUGCACGGUGGGCUGGAUGACCCGCUGGCUGGUAGCUCACAGUGAACACAUGCCUCGCUUCGUCCUGACGAUGGGAGCAACGGGCCUGAGCCUCAUCUCCAUCAUGAACGUGGUGCUGCUGUACAGACUGAUCAGGGCCGACUUCAUCAGCAACACACACAACACCAGCGGGGACCUUUAGAGGGAGACAGUUCUCUGAUCCAAAAUGACUCCAGUCCAGUUUUCUACCUCGUGACGGGCCUGACCACAGACUUAUUAUGUUCUUACUUAUAAUGUUCAUCAUUAUAGUAAAAAGUGAAGCAUAGCAUAUCACGUCUUUUGUGGAAUUAGACAUACAAAAUAAUCACACAAGAGCUGCUUUAAGCUCUAAUGUAGACUCAAAAACAAUUAUGCCUAAAAUGUUGACUUUUCAUCUAAUUUUAUUACAUAACUUCAGCAUUUCAUGUGAUGUUUUUCUUUGAGUGUGGAUUCAAUAAACCACUAAAUAACUUGAAUAACUUAAA
Gymnodraco acuticeps is the source of this 4920-nucleotide messenger RNA. RefSeq names its product TLC domain-containing protein 2-like. NCBI's taxonomy places the organism in Eukaryota, Metazoa, Chordata, Actinopteri, Perciformes, Bathydraconidae. Gene Ontology annotation, cellular component: plasma membrane. The record is from RefSeq and is a predicted model, not a curated record. The coding region runs from base 3855 to 4598 and encodes 247 amino acids. The transcript has 5 exons. Gene Ontology annotation, biological process: plasma membrane organization; phospholipid homeostasis; regulation of membrane lipid distribution.